GGCAGGAUCAAAGGGCAAGGGGACAAAUUGGUCAUGCUAAGGGACUUCAAAUUACAGUUGGAGAAAAGAAGAAGAAGAAGGGAGUUGGAAUUGCAGAAGCGCCCACCGGAUAAUUUAGAUAGGAAGAUCUGCCAACUUUAUUAUCGGAUUCCUCGGACUAAUAAAUUAGUCUCAUGCUUUGAAGCCAUUUACAUGAUGGAUCCAAUACCAGCGAGUGAGUCAGAAAUGAUGCACUACUUGCAAGAACAGGAUGAUCACAGUUGUCAUCAUCAUCGUUAUCAUGGUUUGCACCUUAUAAGUAAUGGGAAUGUGAUGGAUCAUGAUGAUAAUGGUGUGGCUGCUGCUGGGGUUGGAAGUGGUGGUAGUGAGUGCAUAGAGGGUGACAUUUCUGCUGAUCCUGGAAAUCUGUCUGAUAAUCACAAUGGGAUGGCAGUUCCUGGUGCUACUGUAAAUAGUAAUCAGCUCACGCUCUCUUUCCAGGGACGGGUCUAUGUAUUUGAGUCUGUAUCUCCUGAACAGGUGCAAGCUGUACUUCUUUUGUUAGAUGCCCGUGAAGUGCCGCCGAGCAAUCCAAUGGAUAUAACAAUUCAAAAUAAUAGAGGACUAUCUAAUACUCCGCAGAGGUUUAAUGUGCCUCAAAGGUUGGCAUCAUUGAUGAGAUUCCGUGAAAAGCGGAAGGAGAGAAAUUUUGAGAAGAAAAUUCGUUAUACUGUUCGGAAGGAGGUCGCUCUUAGAAUGCAACGAAACAAAGGUCAAUUCACUUCUUCAAAACCCAAUGGUGAUGACUCUUCAGCAACAGCCUCAAAUUGGGAAGAGAAUCAGGGCUGGGGUUUGGAUGGUAGUGGCACUCAAAGUCACGAGACUUCCAGCUGUCGGCAUUGUGGCAUCAGCGAGAAAUCUACUCCAAUGAUGCGCAGGGGACCUGAAGGACCUAGGACCCUUUGUAAUGCAUGCGGACUUAUGUGGGCGAAUAAGGGAACUUUAAGGGACCUUUCAAAGGCAGCACCGCCGUUGGUCCAGAAUCAAUCAGUUGAUAGAGGCGAAGAGGAAGAAAUUUCUAAGUUGAAGGAAAAAGUGACACACUUGCAAAAUCUGCUGGAAGAACUGAAGAAUGGUGGAGGCGUUUCAGGUGAAAAAAUGAAAUAUAGUGGUGAAGGUGGUCAUGCGGUGAAGAAUAUGGAUUCACCAGAUAAUAUCCUUGAUGCUCAGCGAAGAGAGAAAGUGAAAGAUGCUAUGAUUCAUGCUUGGAGUUCUUAUGAAAAAUAUGCGUGGGGCCAUGAUGAACUACAGCCGCAAACAAAGAAUGGCGUUGACAGUUUUGGUGGUCUUGGAGCGACCUUGAUAGAUUCUCUUGACACACUAUAUAUCAUGGGCCUGGAUGAGCAGUUUCAGCGAGCUAGAGAAUGGGUUGCAAACUCCUUGGAUUUCAACAAGAACUACGAUGCAAGUGUUUUUGAGACAACCAUAAGGGUUGUAGGUGGGCUUCUUAGCACAUAUGAUCUAUCUGGUGAUAAACUUUUCCUUGAUAAGGCUCAAGACAUUGCAGACAGAUUGUUGCCUGCAUGGAAUACAGAAUCUGGCAUCCCUUACAACAUUAUCAACUUGGCACAUGGGAAUCCACAUAAUCCUGGUUGGACAGGGGGUGAUAGUAUCCUGGCAGAUUCUGGUACCGAGCAGCUUGAGUUCAUUGCUCUUUCGCAGAGGACAGGAAACCCAAAAUAUCAACAAAAGGUGGAGAAUGUUAUCUUAGAACUUAACAAAACUUUUCCAGAUGAUGGUUUGCUUCCAAUAUACAUCAAUCCACAUAAAGGCACAACAUCAUACUCAACUAUAACAUUUGGGGCAAUGGGUGACAGCUUUUAUGAAUAUUUACUCAAGGCUUGGAUACAAGGAAACAGAACUGCUGCUGUGAGUCAUUAUAGGAAAAUGUGGGAGACAUCAAUGAAAGGUCUUCUAAGCUUGGUCCGGAGGACGACCCCUUCGUCUUUUGCAUAUCUUUGUGAGAAGAUGGGAAGUUCUUUAAAUGACAAGAUGGAUGAACUUGCAUGCUUUGCUCCUGGGAUGUUAGCUUUAGGAUCAUCUGGUUAUAGCCCUGAUGAGGCUCAGAAAUUCUUAUCACUGUCUGAGGAGCUUGCUUGGACUUGCUAUAACUUUUACCAGUCAACACCUACAAAAUUGGCAGGAGAGAACUAUUUUUUUAAUGACGGCCAAGAUAUGAGUGUGGGCACAUCAUGGAACAUAUUAAGGCCCGAGACAGUUGAGUCACUGUUUUACCUCUGGCGGUUAACCGGAAACAAGACAUACCAAGAGUGGGGUUGGAACAUAUUUCAAGCAUUUGAAAAGAACUCAAGGGUAGAGUCUGGAUAUGUUGGACUAAAAGAUGUCAACACCGGUGUCAAAGACAAUAUGAUGCAAAGCUUUUUUCUUGCAGAAACUCUGAAGUAUCUGUAUCUUCUUUUCUCUCCCUCAUCAGUCAUCCCCCUAGAUGAGUGGGUUUUCAACACGGAAGCCCACCCCAUAAAAAUUGUUACCCGGAAUGAUCGGGCAGUGAGUUCCGCAAGGUCAGGUGGAAGCCAAGAAUCAGAUAGGCAGUUACGAACCAGGAAAGAAGGUCGAUUUCGUAAUCACCACUAAUCGAGCUGUUGAUUAAUUAUAAUGGGAUUCAAUCACCAAGAAAGUACUAGCUUCAUUAAGCUUGCAGCCUCAUGAAAGCUUGCAUUUGAGGUGAAGGAAGGAUCUACACGCUGUUAACUCCAGAUUGGCUGGAUAUAUUGGAUGUAUUGCUAUACAUUGUAGUUUAUUAAAUGCUCUACCUGGAGCAAUAGUUGUAUGUAGCAUAGCAAUUUAGGUUAGCCUCUUAAACUGGCUUGUACUGUAGGGGUAACAUUUUUCUUUUGCCGGCACAUCGACAUUUUUGGUUUUGAUGAGCAACUUGCUACUCUCACAAAAUCUUUUUCCCUAGAGAGCGAACAGAGUUCUCGUUUGCCAAGUUAUAUGUAUCUGAAAUUGUGAAUUUAAUAUCUCUGUGACACUAUGUA
This is a messenger RNA of Lycium ferocissimum, 3038 nucleotides long. Its product is annotated as mannosyl-oligosaccharide 1,2-alpha-mannosidase MNS1. The transcript has 20 exons. Bases 34 to 2634 code for a protein of 866 amino acids. Gene Ontology annotation, biological process: N-glycan processing; regulation of DNA-templated transcription; carbohydrate metabolic process. The record is from RefSeq and is a predicted model, not a curated record. Gene Ontology annotation, molecular function: sequence-specific DNA binding; zinc ion binding; protein binding. Gene Ontology annotation, cellular component: Golgi membrane; endoplasmic reticulum. NCBI's taxonomy places the organism in Eukaryota, Viridiplantae, Streptophyta, Magnoliopsida, Solanales, Solanaceae.